AUGUGGGUUCUGGACAAGAUCCGCGGCUCGGUGGAGACCGGCGUUUUGCGCCAGGGGGACGGGGGCGACAAGAGGGGGGCAGCCCCGGUCUACAGCAACGUCCUGACCCCGGACAAGAUCCCGGACUUCUUCAUCCCCCCCAAGCUGGUCAGCUACCCCCCGGAGCCCGACGCCCCGAGCGCAAAGCCCAAGGAAGGUCUGCAGCCGUCCGCCUCUGAUCAGACCAAGAUCAGCAGCCCCCGGAGCCCCCGCAGCCCCCGGCUGGUGGCCAAGCUGGCGGGGGACACGCGGAGUCUCCUGAAGGCGGCCAACCGCCACAUCAUCCAGAUCGAGAGCGCGGACGACGUGGUGGCCGGGGACACCAACGCCGACCCCCAGUCGCAGACGGCCAUGUCCCUCCCCUACGUGCCCAAAACGCAGACCUCCUACGGGUUCGCCACGCUCAAAGAGAGCCCCCACACGCGCCGCAAAGAGUCCCUGUUCCACUGCGAGGUGACCAGCCCCAUCACCUCCCCCGGCGCGCAGAGGAAGGCCCCCGGGAAGAGCGAGCACCACCUGAACCCGGCCGACUUCGGGGGCCCCCACAUCAACCCGUACCGCUACUUCAGCGGGGGGGAGAGCGACACGUGCUCCUCGGCCGAGUCCUCCCCCUUCAGCUCCCCGCUGCUCUCGCGCUCCGCGUCCCUGCUCAAGAUCUUCACGCACGAGACGCAGGCCAAGGUGGUGAAGGCCAAGCGCACCUUCGCGCGCCACAGCUCGCUCUCCACCGACGAGUGCAGCUCCGCGGAGCCCAGCCCCAACGUCCCGCGGCGGCUGCACGUGCCGUCCCUCCACGGGGGCGGAGGAGGAGUGGGGGGGUCGGCAAACGACCACGGCCUCCAGCGCGAGCACACCGUCACGCUGCACAAGGGCGGCGCGCUGCGCAUCAGCGCGCACCACGACGCCACCACGUGCCGCCUGCUCAUCCGCGUGCUGGCCGCCGAGAGCCUGUACGACGCGCACGCGGACGUCAAGAGCAUCAACUGCUGCGUGUCGGUGCACCUGAACCCCGGAAAGCUGCAGAAGCAGAGGAGCAACAUCAUCAAGAACAGCCGCAGGCCGCUCUUCAACGAGGACUUCUUCUUCGACUCCAUCAGCCCCGCGCAGCUCCAGGGCCUCUCCGUCAAGUUCAAGGUGGUCAACAAAGGCACGAGCCUGAAGAGGGACACCCUGCUGGGCGAGAGGGAGGUGCCUCUGACCAAGCUCCUCUCCGGCCUCUGA
Messenger RNA from Menidia menidia (Atlantic silverside), 1260 nucleotides. The record is from the annotation of a GenBank genome assembly. NCBI's taxonomy places the organism in Eukaryota, Metazoa, Chordata, Actinopteri, Atheriniformes, Atherinopsidae.